Messenger RNA from Eimeria mitis, 1101 nucleotides. RefSeq lists its product as uncharacterized. The record is from RefSeq and is a predicted model, not a curated record. Lineage: Eukaryota; Apicomplexa; Conoidasida; Eucoccidiorida; Eimeriidae. The transcript has 5 exons. The coding region runs from base 1 to 1101 and encodes 366 amino acids.
AUGUUCCGCUCGUUACCCCCGGACGAGGAAACCCAAAGUACAGGCCUAAGUAAUGCGGCAGAUGCAGAACUAGAACGUCACGGAUGUGCCCGCAAGGGCGUUGGUGCGGGUAUUGAAGCACCAGCUGAAUCUGACGGUACCAACCAAGACCAGCGAGCGGUUGACUAUGUUGAGUUGCGGGUGUGGGAAAACGAAGAGUCGCGUAAGAAGGCGGACGUGCUACAGAUGCCCUUCAUGCAAAAAAUGCAAGACCUAGGUGUUAAAUUGGAAACGGGCCUUUACAGGCGUGUGUUUGACGACGCACUUAUCCGCCUUAUCCAGGCAAAAAGUAAACAGGAGCCAUUCCUGGCUCCUGAUCACUUUACUCCAUUCACAGGAGAACCUGACACAAAUGUGCAGGCUUCUAGGCCUGCUAUUCACACGCUUACGAGUGAGUUUGGUUUCGUGGAAAUUUUCAAGAAAUUAUUUGGAGGGAAAGGCGAGGAACAGGAGGAAGCGCCCACAACAUCGGAGCAACGAAAGAGUGCCUGGCAGGAGGAAGAAAGGCAUGCUGAGUUCGCAUUUUGCUCUGACGUGGGGUUCAGAGGCCUUCACCCAGAGGAAGGUGGUGAAGAAGCCGCAUGUUGGAGUCGAUGCGGCCGUGUUUGCGAAGGAGCAAUGUUUCUUGCUGAGGAUGCACUGCCGGAGUGGAGACUUGUUCCCGUCGCGACAAGGACAAAGCCCUGCAAAACGCCUGCUAAAAAAUCUGCAGUUCAGAUUUUGUGCAAGGCUAUCAAGAAACCGACGCAGUACGACAUCAGCAGUGCUGUAAAACAGGAGACAACUUUUGACGUUGAGGCGCAACAGCAAGAACAAAUGCAGCAGCUGUCAAAGCAACAAAUGCUGCUGCAGCACCAACCACCUUCAACACACGCCUUCGCAGCAGCUUCCCCUGGGUACCUUCCGGAAGAAGCUCAACUGGCGCCUCAGACUUUUGCAGCUGCAGCGUAUGGACGAGGACGAAGCGCUCUCCCACAGUGGGCUCUUUACCUCAUCAUCACGGGGGUUGCUCUGCUGUGUGGUCUUAUCCUCUGCUGCUGUUUAUGCUUCUGCCGGCGCUAA